Sphaeramia orbicularis (orbiculate cardinalfish) is the source of this 7266-nucleotide messenger RNA. RefSeq names its product 1-phosphatidylinositol 4,5-bisphosphate phosphodiesterase gamma-1-like. Gene Ontology annotation, biological process: phosphatidylinositol metabolic process; phospholipid catabolic process; positive regulation of epithelial cell migration. Gene Ontology annotation, molecular function: calcium ion binding; protein binding; phosphatidylinositol-4,5-bisphosphate phospholipase C activity. The record is from RefSeq and is a predicted model, not a curated record. Bases 1134 to 5072 code for a protein of 1312 amino acids. Gene Ontology annotation, cellular component: ruffle membrane. NCBI's taxonomy places the organism in Eukaryota, Metazoa, Chordata, Actinopteri, Kurtiformes, Apogonidae. The transcript is spliced from 32 exons.
CCGCGGAGGUCGCUCUGCUCCUGCGUCCUCCUUUGCGCUCCGACUCCCUCCACUCCCCUCAUCUUCCCUCAGAUAUACUACAGCACAGGAAAAAAAAUCUGAUCAAGCUUUUCCGGUCUGCUAGCCCUAAUUUCCUCUCAAGACCUCUGGCGUACGAGCUGAAGGGGGGAGACGCGCAGGCACGGAUCCUGUGGCCGAGGAGCGAACGCCAAUCCGGGCUGUUGGAGAGGAACGCGUACCGCAGCCGCGCACGGCUCUGGACGGCUUCAGCGACCCGGAGACUGCGUAGGAUCAUGCAUCUUGUCGGUGGCUGGUUGGGAACGUACCGGAGAAGCGUGUGAGUGAGUGAGAGAGUGAGUGGGGGAGAGCAGAAUGGUUCGGCGGAUGGGAGCGCACAGGGUUCUCUCCGCGGCCGCUCCGUGCUCUCCCAUCCGCGCCGUCACCGCCGUGAAGCCGCCGAUGCCCGUCCUCCUGUGUGCUGCACCUCCGGGUAUUUGUCCGACUCGUCAUUACAUAACUCGGCGUCUUUGUCCCUCGUAUUGACUGCAUUCUUCCCCCUAAGAAAGAAAGAUAGAGAGAAAGAAAAAACAACAACAGUGGGACAGUAUCCAUCUGUUUACCGCCUGAGCGCAGCGGCAUCAGCGGCAUCAGGCGUCGGCGCGCUCCCGGUCUGGUCUGGAUCUGGGGCUGGAGCUGGAGCUGGAAGCCGCCGUGCUGGUUUUGCUGUCGUGGACUUAGCAGGAGGGUGGAAACCUGAGUCCAUCUGUGAUGAGAAGACCAAGUGAGUCCGAGUGGAUUUCGCUGGUGAGCUGCCAGAAGCAUCUGGAAAGGAUAACACAAGGAUCCAGAUCCACUCCCCCUCCAGAGGACCACAGGAUCAUUUCAGUGUUUGAGCUCUGUGGCUGCUGAGUGAUGUCUUUUAGCUUGUUUUUUUUUACUGUUAAACUGCUUUGAUUACACAGUCCCUGCAUGGCCCUGAGUUGGCACCAUUUGGAUUCCUAACCAGGUUUCCUCCUCCCAGUGGUGUGGAUACCUGCUGUGUGUGGCCUUUGGUGCAUUUGUCAAAAACAGGCCUCCUCACCCCAUAACAGAUUAGUAAUCCUGCAAGGUUUCCUCUCAGCUAUGCAGUGAAGAUGUGUGCUGCCAGGUUCAGUAACUGCCUCAAUGGCUGUGCUGAGGAGGCCUCUGCCGGUGCCGUGGGGGCUGCCGGUCCACUUAUGGCCUCCCGGAUGCUGGACUGGACAGAGGCCGGUCCUCGCAUCCUCCACAGCCUGGAGAUGGGCACGGUGAUGACCAUCUUCUACCAGAAGAAAUCCCAGCGGCCGGAGAGGAGAACGUUCCAGAUAAAGCAGGACACCCGGCAGAUAGUGUGGAGUCGAAACCCAGACAAGAUAGAAGGAGAGAUCGACAUCCGAGAGAUCCGGGAGCUGCGGUUGGGAAAGGGAUCCCGGGACUUCGAGCGCUACCCAGAGGAGGCUCGUAAACUGGACUCCGCCCACUGCUUCAUCGUCCUCUACGGGCUGGAGUUUCGCCUGAGGACCCUCAGUGUGGCUGCCUUCAGUGAAGAAGAGGUCAACAUGUGGGUCACUGGUCUCAACUGGCUCAUGAAUGACACACAAAAGGCUCCUGCACCACAGCAUAUUGACAGGUGGCUGAGGAAGCAGUUCGAGGUCAUGGACAGGAACCGUGAAGGCAGCAUCACCGUAAAGGACGUGAAAACUCUGCUGCCUCAGAUCAACUACAGAGUUCCCAACAUGCGCUUUCUGAAAGACAAGCUGCAGGAGGUGGAGGCCAGAAGCGACCUAUCGUAUCCAAACUUUGCACAGCUCUACAGAACGCUGAUGUUCGACGCACAGAGGAGCAUUAUUGAACAGCUGGACCUCUCCUUCCCUCUGCGGAAUGUUGACAGACCUGAGCUGUGUCAGAUCUCUCUCUACGACUUCCAGAAGUUUUUACAGAUGGACCAGAAGGAGUCCUGGGCGUCAGAUCUGAGUCGUGUCCGUGAGUUCCUGAUGGGCUACAUGAGGGGGGGGCCGCAGCCUGAGCCCAUGCUACAACUGGAUGAGUUCCUGACCUUCUUGUUUUCUAAAGAAAACUCAGUUUGUGACCCUCGGCUUUCUCCUGUCAUCCCUGACGACAUGAAACGGCCUCUUUCUCAGUACUGGAUCUCCUCCUCACACAACACAUACCUGACAGGUGACCAGUUUUCUAGUGAAUCUUCUCUCGAAGCCUAUGCCCGCUGUCUGAGAAUGGGCUGUCGCUGCAUUGAAUUGGACUGCUGGGAUGGACCUGAUGACCUGCCAAUCAUCUACCACGGACACACGUUAACCUCCAAGAUCAAAUUUCUAGAUGUGCUGCACACGAUUAAAGAACACGCCUUCGUCACGUCUGAGUAUCCGGUGAUCCUGUCCAUUGAAGACCACUGCAGCGUUGUCCAGCAGAGGAACAUGGCCACUCACUUCAAGAAGGUGUUUGGAGAUCUGCUGCUCACCAAACCAGUCGAUAACAACGCAGAGGAGCUCCCCUCACCGUAUCAGCUCCGCAGGAAGAUCCUCAUCAAGCACAAGAAACUGGUGGAAGGGACUGUGUACGAGGAGGUGGCGUCUGCCAGUUACUCUGAAAACGAUAUCAGCAACUCGCUGAAGAACGGCAUCCUCUACCUCGAAGACCCCAUCGACCACACAUGGACUCCACACUACUUCGUCCUGACCAGUAAUAAGAUCUACUACUCAGAGGAGACAUCUCACUACCAGACGACUGAUGAAGAGGAGGAAGACGAAGGCAAAGAGGAGUGUAACAACAACGAGCAGCACUGUGCUGAGCGGUGGUUUCACGGUAAACUGGGAGGAGGUCGAGACGGCCGACAGGUGGCUGAGAAACUCCUGCAGGAGUACUGCGAGGGCGGGGCCAAGGACGGCACCUUCCUGGUCCGAGAGAGCGAGACGUUUGUCGGAGAUUACACUCUGUCCUUCUGGCGUUCCGGUCGCGUUCAGCACUGCAGGAUUCAUUCCCGUCAGGAGUCGGGCUCCACUCGCUUCUACUUAACCGACAACCUGGUGUUUGACAGUUUGUACCGCCUCAUCUGCCACUACAGAGACACACCGCUGCGCUGCAAUGAGUUCGAGAUGAGACUGGGAAACCCCGUUCCUCAGCCCAACGCACACGAGAGCAGAGAGUGGUACCACUCCAGUCUGUCCAGAGUCCAGGCUGAACACAUGCUGAUGCGAGUUCCCCGAGACGGAGCUUUCCUUGUGCGAAAACGCAGUGAACACAACUCCUACGCCAUCUCCUUCAGGGCGGAGGGAAAGAUCAAGCAUUGUCGCAUCCAGCAGGAAGGCCGACUGUUCAUGCUCGGCAGCUCGGCAGAGUUUGAGAGUCUGGUGGAUCUGGUGAGCUACUACGAGAAACAUCCUCUGUACCGCAAGAUGAGGCUCCGAUACCCCAUCAACGAGGACACUCUGGACCGCAUGGGCACCACGGAGCUUGAUUAUGGGGCGUUGUAUGAAGUUCGUACUCCUCAUUUCUAUGUGGAAGCCAAUAAGAUGCCCACAGCCCGGUGUACGGUCAAAGCUCUGUAUGAUUACCGAGCUCAGCGGGAAGACGAGCUGUGUUUCCCCAAACAGGCGCUCAUCGUCAACGUGGACAAACAGGAGGGCGGCUGGUGGCGAGGCGACUACGGAGGCAAGAAACAGCUUUGGUUUCCAGCAAACUACGUAGAAGAGGUCCCCAGUUCUCCAACUCGGGAGAUGGAUGAAGCAUCCACGGAGAACAGUCCACUGGGAACAUUCCUCAAAGGCUUCAUCGAUGUUCCAACAUGCCACGUUGUGGUGCAUAAAGACGGGAAGAACUCGCGGGCCUUCGUGUUCACCAUCCACUCUCAGCACCUUUCCUCCCACCCGGUUCAGACUCUGGACGUGGCUGCAGAAAACCUGGAGGACCUGACCUGCUGGGUGAGCAGGAUCAGAGAGGCUGCACAGAACGCUGAUGCACGGAUGCAGGAGGAGAAGCAGAUGGAGAGGAGGAAGAAGAUUGCAGUGGAGUUGUCUGAACUGGUGGUUUAUUGUAGACCUGUUCCCUUCAACGAAGACAAGAUCGGGACAGAGAGGGCGUGUUAUCGGGACAUGUCGUCCUUCCCAGAGACCAAGGCUGAGAAGUUUGCGACCCGUGGCAGAGGGAAGCGUUUCCUGCAGUACAACCGCCGACAGCUCUCCAGAGUUUAUCCUCGAGGACAGAGGCUGGACUCGUCAAACUACGACCCAUUACCCAUGUGGCUUUGUGGCUCCCAGCUGGUCGCACUCAACUUCCAGACACCAGAUAAACCCAUGCAGCUGAACCAGGCUCUGUUCAUGCUCGGAGGUGGAAGUGGUUACGUUUCUCAGCCCGACGUCAUGAGGGACGAUGCCUUCGACCCUUUUGACAAAGACACGCUGCAUGUGGAGCCGAUCACCAUCCAGUUACAGGUGCUGGGAGCCCGUCAUCUGCCUAAAAAUGGCCGCAGCAUCGUGUGUCCUUUUGUGGAGGUGGAGAUCUGUGGAGCCGAUCACGACAGCUGCAAGUACAAGACCGACGUCGUAGCUGAUAACGGUCUAAAUCCUGUGUGGGUGCAGAAGCAGUUUGUGUUCGACAUCCAUAACCCCACCUUCUCCUUCCUGCGCUUCACCGUCUACGAGGAGGACAUGUUCAGCGACCCCAACUUCCUGGCCCAGGCCACCUACCCGGUCCGCCUGCUCCGAACAGGUUAUCGCAGCAUCCCUCUGAAGAACAGCUACAGCGAAGAGCUGGAGUUGGCGUCACUUCUCGUCCACAUAGAGAUUGUCAAUGCAAAGGAGGAAGAUGAUGAGAACCUGUACACGUCCAUCCAGCGGCUGCGGGAUCGAACCAGCGAACUGUCCAACCAGGUGUCCCUCCUGGAGCGGGCGGGUUCGGCAGACCUAAGCUACCAGCAGAGUCUGGAGGAGCUUCGAGCGGCUCAGGACCAGCUGAGCGAGCUGGUGGAGGCUCGUAACCGCAGGUUGAUGGAGAAGAAGAGGAGGGAGAAGCUGAGGCAGCAGGUGGCAGCAAAGCGCAGUUAACCUUCCCAUCCAGCAGGAAGCGCUGAAGUCCAAUGCUAACGGUGCCUGACGCUCGCUGCCACCGCUCCUGAGCUGAGAAAGCAGCCGAAGAGAACAACAGGCUCUCUGCAGUAGCGACAUGCAAUCCAUUUAGAACUGGAAGUAAACUCAAUAACAUGAGACGUGAAAGCACCAGAGGAGAACGUAACACAACAGAGACAUCUCAUGGACUAAAAAAACUCACAAAGUUAAGCUAUAAAACAAUCACUUUUGGUCUGUAGUCUGAAAUACAAGAGCGAACUGGAGACAGCUGAUGUUUCCAUGGUUACAGGCUUACAUUAUGACUACGGCAGGUAAAUGAUUAGAAAGUUUCAGAUAUUUUAAUACAGUGAAUCUCACAGAUACAUCAUGUGAGUAAAAGGAUGUAGACCUCAAGUUUUUGUACUGGAUAUGUGGAACUAAAAUUAAACAACAUUGGUUCUAAUUUAAUUACACUUUAGGCAUGUUUUUCCCUUUGAAGUUGUUUACAGAUUAAAAAGUCAGAAAUGAGACUUAAAUAGCAGUGACUGCAUUAAUUCUAUGAUUUGACAUGUUCAACAUGUGGGAGUUUGAGGCUGUUUUUUAACCACCCUCAUGCUUUUGAUGAUAGGGUAUUUAUCAUUAAUGUGCUGGUGGACAAUUGCCAUGAUCUUGUAUAGAUCUACUGCAAAUUGACAUUUUAUAGAUAUUUUAGGUAAAAAAAAAAAAAAAGUGAACUUAAAUAUAUGAAUUUGCUUGUACUUGAAAUUGUGUCUAUUUACCUUUUAGACUGGUGGAUGACACAUCAUGAAAACUGAAAAAUGGGGUGUGGGUAAGACAAAACAACAUCAUUUAAAGAACACUGUUGGAAAUGAAGCCUGAGGAUCAUCCAGUUCGCUCUCACUGUGUUUCAGGCUUCAGUCAGAAUAACAGGAAAAAAGGGAGACGAUAACUCAGGUUACAUAAAUGAAUGAAUAAGAACACUCUGAAAUCUGGAAGAAAAGGGAAAAGUGGGCACAUGUAGCAACAAGGAAAUAUCAUGUUUGUGCCUUCGAUGUUUGUAGAGUGUAGUUGUGCUACUGUUUAAGGCAGUAAAACUAAGUGAAACGUGAAGUUUCUCUACAACUGGAAAUAGUGUCCCUUUAAGGGAAAACUUACUAACUGAACCUGGAGGAGGCGUUUCCUCCUUUGGCUCAGACCACUACUCAUGAAAUGGGUUUAAAGGGAUUUUAAGACUGAAAUCUGUUCCUUCUAAUCAAGACCAAGUCUUUUUUUGAGUGAUGAUGUGAACUGUGCCCCUGCGGUGGGGGCUUCGGUCACAGACCUUCCUGAUCUACCUGGGAGAGCACAAACUGGACGAACUGUGUCAAACAAACCCUCACUAAACCACACCGAGAAGAUCUUUUAAUACUUCUCCAAAAGGGCUCUAAAUACAUAUACCUUCAAAGAGGCAUGAGAAAUGGCAGGUGGGGGAGGAGAGAGGAAGACCACGCCCCCUGGAUGUCACCUGCACAGGGGCUCAGGUGUGCUCAUCUGGGUCGAACAUAACGCACGACAAACAAACAAGGGCUAUCAACGAAAACAAGCAAAGCACUCUUACCUGCCGGCUCUGUGUCACGCACACAAAUUAUACGCCUCACGUCAAAACCAUACGACCAGGAUCAGUUUCCACCAUCUGCCGCUAAUCAACGGAUGUGGACUAACUGGUCCUGGAUCUGCCAAAAGCAGCUUUGAUUCGACUCACUGCAUGGCUUCAUAUCUAAUAAAGCCCCUCCUCUGUAGCUACUUCACCUUUUAUCAUUACCCCUGUCUAAUUUCUCAUUGUAUAUAACUUUUUUUUUUUAAUUUAUCAGACAGGUGUAGAUCCUGUUAUAUUAGAUGAAAGAACAUACUAGAAGAAUGAUAUAAUAAUGGACUUCAGAUUGAAGAAACUGUAACUUUAUGUAGAAAUUAAUAUUGUGUACCUGGAGCUCCCUUUAAAUGUCCCCAUAGACACAAACCUCUCUCCCUACGCUGCAGUUGCACCAGGUAGGGACUUCUAUGCAAAAGUCGUCUUAUGGCCUAUAGCCAUCGUGUAUUAGACGAUUUGACUCAAGUUGUGUUUUCUCUCUGUAUCUAUGCUAACUGUCCAGUAUUAUUACUCUGCAUUACAGAUCUGUGCAAGUUUCCAUUUAAUAAAGCUCUUUCAUGUACACCA